Molecule: messenger RNA, 1179 nt
Organism: Penicillium griseofulvum
Lineage: Eukaryota; Fungi; Ascomycota; Eurotiomycetes; Eurotiales; Aspergillaceae
Product: sugar phosphate isomerase/epimerase family protein
Exons: 1
Coding region: 1-1179 (392 amino acids)
Source: RefSeq, a predicted model, not a curated record
AUGGAUUGCAAACCAGCUAUCACUACAGUCUCUCUUGGGUCCUGCAACUUUCACAGCAUUACCAAAAAGAUUGAUGAAGCGGCCCGAAAUGGAUUCAAGGCGAUCGAACUCUUCAUCGAUGACCUCGAGACCCUGGCCAGAGACAUCAGCUCAGCACCUGCCACCUCCAUUCCUUCUCGCGAAUCUGUGUUAGCCGCUGCCCAUCAGAUCCGCCAACAAUGUGACAGGUUAAACAUUGUCAUUCUCAACCUCCAGCCCCUACGUUUCUAUGAGGGUCUGGUCAGUCGCAAAAAGCGCAAUCAAAUCCUAGACGAGGUGCUUCCGAUAUGGAUGGACGCGCUGAAGAUCCUCGGCGCAGACACUAUCCUAGUUCCCUCAAACUUCCUCCCUGAAGAUCCCGCAACUGGGCUUCCCCAAACAGUGGGAGAUUUCGAUAUCAUUGUCGAAGAUCUCCGCGAACUGGCAGCACGAGGCGCCCAACAUGAACACUCCAUCAAAUUCGCCUACGAGGCACUUGCCUGGGGCAACCAUGUCAACACCUGGGAAAAGUCCUGGAAAAUUGUUCAGGCAGUUGAUCGGCCCAAUUUUGGCCUCGCCCUAGAUACGUUCAACAUAGCCGGCGCCAUCUAUGCCGACCCUACCACGGAAGACGGUCGUGUGGCGAACACAGCCGAGGCGGAUCUAUCCGCCUCGUUGAGCCGUAUAGCCUCUACUUUAGAUAUCAGCAAGCUGUUCAUAGUCCAGAUAGCCGAUGGAGAGCGUCUCAGCCAGCCUCUACGCCCAGGUCACGCUUUCUAUGUUGACGGCCAGCCCAGUCGACUGAGCUGGUCUCGGAACUGUCGGCUUUUCCUUUGUGAGACUGAGCGGGGUGGUUUCUUACCUGUUCUCAAAAUUCUCAAGGCUAUUCUCGAUCUCGGUUGGACGGGUUACCUUGCGUACGAAGUUUUCUCGCGUUCGUUGGCAGAUCGGCACCACCUAACACCGGCCCUACAUGCAGAGAGGGCGAAGCAAUCCUGGGAGGCGCUACGCAAGAUCUCAGAGAGCCGAACAAGUAAACAUGCUGAACCUAUCAAUUCCAGUUUCAAAUUACCUGGAAUGGGACUGUUGGAGACUGUGGUGCAUGAGGUGGAGAAAGGGGUGGAAACAGGGUUCUCAUUUGGUAAAAUCGAAUUAUAUUAA